AUGAAAAACAAGACUUUAAGGUACCUAACAGCUGUUGACUCCGUUCUUUUAACGCUGAAGAAAUUUAAAUCAGCUUCUGUGGAUAUCUAUGAUGGUCGACCAAGUUCAUUUGAGGUUACUGUAAAUGACAAACUGAUUUUUUCAAAACUAAAAUGCGGUGGUUUCCCAGAUACAGAAGCUAUUCUUUCUGAGUUGGUUGCAAUAACAGAAGGUGAAACACCAAAAGAGUCAAAUACACUGUCUUUCUCUUUUCCUGCUUGCGCGUGUUCGUGUGUGUGUAUGCAUGGAGUGUGA
Messenger RNA from Trichobilharzia regenti, 294 nucleotides. The record is from the annotation of a GenBank genome assembly. Lineage: Eukaryota; Metazoa; Platyhelminthes; Trematoda; Strigeidida; Schistosomatidae.